Messenger RNA from Anneissia japonica, 5834 nucleotides. RefSeq lists its product as uncharacterized. The transcript is spliced from 17 exons. Lineage: Eukaryota; Metazoa; Echinodermata; Crinoidea; Comatulida; Comatulidae. Gene Ontology annotation, molecular function: protein binding. Bases 44 to 3712 code for a protein of 1222 amino acids. Gene Ontology annotation, cellular component: membrane. The record is from RefSeq and is a predicted model, not a curated record.
UGUUCUUACAAAACACUAAAGAAGCUCGAUCAACCGCCUCAUCAUGCAAUCUACUUGGUGUACAGCAUUUUUAUUCUUAUUUCUAGCAAUUGACGUUGCUUUAUCUCAAAGUGACUAUUCUGUAAAACUGAUCGGCGGUACAGGCAUUGGCAAUGGCACUUUAAAAGUCUGGAGGUACAGUAAAUGGUAUUAUGUGUGCCAUCGCUAUUGGAAUAUAGAUGAAGCUAGGGUUGUGUGCAGACAGCUUGGAUUUCCAGACAACGCACCUGUAACACUGAGCAACGACGAAACUGUACACAGCAAUCGCUACUUUGACAACUACUAUAUUAGUUGCCAGAGUACAGAAACGCAUCUUUCGCAGUGUUCAAGAAGUUACGGUCAUCACAGUUAUUAUAAUUGUCAUUACGCUGUAGUCACUUGCUCGAACAUCACAACGUCAACCUUUCGGCUCGCUGGUGGGAGUUCAGCUAACAAAGGACGUGUCGAGUUGUGGAGUGGAUACAGCUGGGUGCCAAUAACAACGUCUACCUGGACAAGUGCAGAGGCGAAAGUCAUCUGUAGACAGUUGGGAUUAGUUGAUGGCGUUAUUUCAUACGGAUCUUCCUCGGGCUACACAAGGGCCCGCUAUGGCCAAUCUCAGAGUACAGCAUGUUAUAAGGUUGCACAGUGUUCAGGCUGGGAACCGAUGUAUAGUGAUUGUGGGGAACACUUUCUUUCAUCUUAUUGUCCUCAUGACCACGACGUCAGCGUUGAGUGUCACCCUAAUAGACAAAACAUCGAAUGUCACUGCUUGACGUCAUCAAAAUGUAGCUUCACUACUGGAAGCUGCCCCGACGAUCAGUGCUCGGUGGGAUGGGCAGGAGAUUACUGCCAGAUAGAGUUACCGAGGUUGACAGCACCACCACAGAUUAUUUUUGAAGAACCAAACAACUCAAGUUCAACAAGCCCAAUUGUUAGAUGGGAUGAAUGGUCGUUUGAUGAUGAUAUGGGUAUUGGAGGACCUGUUAUAGGUUAUUCUAUUCAUUACGUCGACAUGUCUCAACUUGGAUACAAAGAAGUGUUAGUUGAUGACGUAGAAACUACAUCAUAUCGUUUAGAUAAUCUUCCUCCAGGAAGAAAUUACGACGUAGGUAUAUCAUGUUUGAUAAAAACAGGAGCUGUGACAUCACGAGGCCCUCUAUCACCAACGGUGAAUUUUACAACACCAAGAGAAAAUACUAGGUUGGAUUUUGUGCUACUUAACUAUAACCCAAUGAUACAACUUGAUAACGCCGAAUCUAGUCUGAAAAUAGGAGGUUAUGCCAUCGGCGAGGACAGAACUAACAAUAUCAAUUUCGGACGUCGAGUUGAUAGUGGAACUGGUGUAGACGGACAUGAGCUUGGCUGGCUGGACAACGGGGUCUUGCAAACGAAUGACAGCAUGUUUCCUGUACAAAGUGUAGUGUUACAGACACCACUGUAUGACUUCACAGGACUGUUGCUACAACUUCCUGCCAGUAUCAGCGCUGAGAAUAUUGGUGCGUUUUAUUCUUGGGCAACUAUCGGAUUACUAAGUACCAACGUUACGACUUUCACCAUUUCAAAAGAAGUGUGUCCUUAUGGGACGUUUGGUGCCGACUGUAAAAGCACGUGUCAUUGCAAGUUUGGUGCGUGUGACAGGUCAAAGGGAUGUUGGAACAUCACUUGUGAUAACGGCUUUCAUGGACCACAGUGCCAAGAAUACAAGGAUUCGACCCCAUGUCCUGAUGGGUUUUAUGGUACAUUAUGUCAGUAUAAAUGUCACUGUUCAUUGAAGGAUAAAUGUUACAAGAACGGAACAUGUCCCCUUGGCUGUCAAGAAGGCUGGGGAGGCGAUGACUGCCAAUUUGCAAUUCCUGCUCUUCGUAACCCUCCUCGCAUUUCAAAGUCUAAUUUCCACAGUCUCCAUAUUGAGUGGGACAAUUGGAGAGUUCACCACGACUAUGGCCUAGGUACGGUCACAGGAUAUCGUCUAUUCUAUCGAUAUACAACACCCUCCCCUGGAGCACAACGAACAGGAGAAUAUACUCUGAAAACAAAACUAAUUCUUAGUCAGAUAAAUCCUUGCAGAAGGUAUGAAAUAUACAUUCGAGCGUAUAGGAACAUAUCUGGAGAACUUGUUGGAGGAAGACCAAGUCCAACUGUAUAUCAUGACAUGGCCUGCAACUAUGGGAGCGUUGAAGUAACAUUAAUGACACAACCUGCAGCUGUUGACAUGGAAAAUAAAUCGGAGGAUAUGAAGAUUGCAGUUUAUUCGGGCGCCCUCUCUACGAGUAUACAGCUGGGACGGACUUGCGAUACUGGUGCAGGGAAUACUGGACGUCCUGUGUCCUGGUUUGAUGGAAGUCCUUUUCCAGGGUCACAUGUCCUACCAACCAUGGUGUUUCCAAGGAAUACUUUGAUAGAAACGAUUGUUACGUACAAAUACCACGCCCUUGUCGCCAAGAUUCCCGGAGAAUCGUUUAAGGCCAAAGGUGGUGCAUUCUCAGCUGAAAUUCUGGGAACAUGGGCAUUACCGAGCAAGUCGUCGGUAAUCGUAUUAGACAAAGAUGCUAACCCAAGGCCUACUUGCAGAUCAAUUGUAGUAGGAACUGGUGACAGAGUUGUCCUGUCUGUCGUCGUCCUCGAGGGCAACACAACCGGACUGAGAUGGCGGCACAACGGUCGUGAAGGAAUAAAACAAUGGAAGGAUAAGGGGACCGUGAUCAUAGAGCAUGUGCGAACUGAAGAUAGUGGCAUUUAUGAGUGUUUUUUUUUGGCGAAACGAAAUCGAGGGAAACAUGCAAUUAUUCAAUUAAACGUUAAAGAUUGCCCGUUAAGUAAGUAUGGACCUGCUUGUGAUUUAGACUGUCCAGUUUGUUACAAUGGUGGGAUUUGUGAUUCUGUAACUUCUUCAUGCAUUUGUCCAAGUGGUUUUACUGGAUCUGACUGUUCAGUAGUAUGUAAAAAUGGUUCUUGGGGACAAGAUUGUUCACUGAACUGCAAUAACGAAAACAACGGUUGCCUAGGAAACUUAUUCUGCCCGGCAACACCUCUUGGAUGCUCUUGCUUACCAGGAUUUCAAGGAGCUGACUGCAAAGAAGUGUGUGCAGAUGGCUUCUAUGGUGCAGAUUGUAAACAAGUCUGUAACUGUCCGUCAUCUAGUUGUGACCCAGUCUUGGGAUGUGCCCUUGGGACUUGCUGCCCAGGCUAUGGUGGACCCCAAUGCCAAGAACAUAUUGGGAAUGUAUCGUGUAAUAAUGGUACGUUCGGACCACUUUGUAACCAUCACUGCCAUUGUAAACAUGCUAAUUCAUGCCAUGAUAACGGUACCUGCAAAGAUGGAGUCUGUGGUGACGGUUGGGCUGGACACGAUUGUCAUAUAGCUCUGCCUUAUCUUGCAUACGGCCCAACAUUAUCGGUUUCUAAAAAUCGCCGAGAGAUCUUUGUAAGUUGGUUUGAUUGGACAUUCGGUCGAGACUUCGGAACUGGUCCAGUUGUACUGUACGAAAUAUUCUACAAGGACGCAAUCAAUGGUAACUACACAAUGGCUGGUACUACAGAAACUACUGAUUUUUUGUUGAAUAAACUAAGACCAGGAAAGCAGUACAUUGUGUACAUCAACUGCUUGAAGGAUGUUGAUGGACUCUUAGUGUCUGGACCAGCAAGUCCAUCUAGUGCUGUUUCAACUUGCAGAUUGACAGAUUUGUACUAACGCCGCUCUCUUGAUGUUCGGUGCCAUGCGUAUUCCAUCUCAGCACUGCUGGUCUUAGAAUAGGGUUUAGUACUAUAUAUACACAUAUAGCUGUUCACAGUAAACAUUAGGUAUAAUAUUAAUACUGUAAAAUCAUCAUACAUUACGAUACGAUAUAAAAUAUUUUAAGUGCUAUGUGAGAAUGAUGCUUGCGUUUAUAUUAAAUAGUAUAGACACCAAGCAAUAUAGUUAUAGUGUACUAAGUGGUGUUUGUCAUCAUUACAUCGGUAUCACUUUUAUUAUGUUCGAUACUACAACACCAUUGUCUUCAUCAUAAUAUUAUCAUUAAUAGUAUUGUUAUCACCAGUAGCAUUGUUAUCAGUAGCAUUUUUAUCAAUAUUAUUGUUAUCAUUAUCAAUGUUGUAAUUCUUAUUAAUCGCUUUCAUUUAAAGCAUCUACAUUAACAUUUACUAACCUUAUCAUAUAAUUAUCAUCGUCAUUAUUAUGCCGGAAUCUAGACAUAAUGAUCAUCAUCACAUUAUUAUUAAAAGCUAUAAACAUCAUACAGCACUAAGUCUCCCAAUUGCUAUAAUUACACUUGUUCAGAGAACUAGCAACAAUAUUUUUUGUAUUUUUAAGACGCAACUUGAAAAACGUCUUUAAAAUUACUCUGAAUAUAUCCUGAAUUUUUAUAAAUAUUAGGACUAUAUAAAAUAUGCUAGAUUGGUAUCACCUAGCAUUUGUUAAUAUGUUCCAUCACAAUAAUCAUGCUCCAGGCCCAUUGGGGGUGCAGAGGAGGCACCCCCAAAUUCCAAAAGUUCAACUUUUUAAAUCCUAUUAUUUCACAAAAUCGUUUCUAAUUAUCACAAAAUGCUAUAGCAUGCAUUGCAUUACUUUAUAUAUUUGCCAGCUCAUCUAACCGUUGAUUUUUAAUAUGGUAUGAAAUUCGUCUCCGGUGAUUGUAGAUUGAUCUAUAAUAUGAACAAUUUUAUCUGUAGGCCUGCAGAUGUACAGGACAUAAUAACGUUACUUCUUCAGGUCUCCAAAACACCCAAAUUAAUGAAAAUUUAAAUAAAAUAUUCACAAAUUAUGUGUUUGAGAAAUCUAUUAUAUAAGACCCUCGAAAUGCUACUUAAUUGUCGGAGCCUCCUGGGACUUUUCUCACAAACCCCCUCCAUGCCUUUGCCCCUGGACCACCGAAUUUCAAAAAGUCCACUUUUAAAACCUAUUAUUUUAUGCUAUGUAAUCUGUGUGUGUAUAUUCACUCAAAAACAAAUGAUUAGAACAUCAUAAAACCUGAAAAGUUCCGAUUUGGUAAAAUUUUAAGAAUUCAGACUCAUGUAUUGUUCAUCUGUUGUAGACGUAAUCGUAACGGUUUUGUAUUUAUUCAGCGCCUUACACAAUAACGAUCACAAUGCACUUUUACAACCACUAAACAUAAAAACCGAAAUUAUAAGUAUCGUUUCAACAGAAAAAAAACCCACUUGAGAUGGCGUCGCUAUAACUACCGUGUACGCGCAGUGACCUCGGCGUCAGUGUGUUAGGCUAAAGCUACAUUCACACUAAUCCCCAGAUAAUAAUAAUAAUAAUAAUAAUAAUAAUAAUAAUAAUAAUAAUAAUAAUAAUAAUAUGUCGUUCUUAUAUUAUUAGCGCUUCAUGCCUUUACAAGGCCUCUAAGCGCUUCACAUUCUGGUCCCUGACUCGUGUAUAUAACUGUUCAUCUGUUGUAGACGUAAUCGUAACGGUUUUGUAUUUAUUCAUCACCUUACAAAAUUAAUAACGAUCACAAUGCACUUUCAAAACCACCAACAUAAAAACCAACAGAAAAAAACCACUUGAAAUGGCGUCGCUAUCACUACCGUGUACGCGCAGUGACCUCGGCGUCAGUGUGUUAUGCUAAGGCUACAUUCACACUCAUCCCCGGAUUCUGGUCCCGAAUUCGUGCUUGAUGUGAACGUAGCUUUAUGUAGCUUCCAUCUCUACAGGGGAACAAACAUGUAUCUAUCAACCAUACCCUGCUAAAACGACACCACUUCAAGUAAGUACCAUUAGGCCUAUAUUAGAAGUUAACAAGUAAUGAUGAUGUAUUGGCUUUAUUGCAAUUACUUUAUUCUCAUUCUCUCUUAAACAUUAUUGGCUGUCC